GCUAAGAUUAUUGCGGACGAGCAAGGUAUUAACCUCGUGGGAGCAUCAUGUGAAUUUUACGAACCCGAAAUUAUUGCAGAAUAUUUACAUAAUCGGCAAAAUCCAAAGCGUGACUUGAAUGACGACGACGAACAUAUUGAAAGAGAUCGAUUUUUAAAGAAAGGACGAAAUGCGGACGGAUCAACUCCUCCGAACAAGAUCAGAACUAUCAACGAGAGGACUUCUCAACGAAAAAGAUAUGAUAGUGAUUCACCACCCUGCGACGAAGACCAUUUUUCAUCAGACUCAGACUCCGAGAUUGUACCUGUUUCUCUUACAAACGAAACGGAAGUCAGGAGUCGGAAAACCAAAAGACCAUAUAUCACUCGUGAUAUAGCGGCGGAAGUUCUCAAGAAAUAUCAAAUGUGUGUUUUGGCGGGCAAGAAGUUAACAUACAAUGAUGUAGACGUGUUGGAUUUUGUUCGCUCAAACAUGAACAAAGACAUGAAAAAAGCCCUCUAUCUUCAAGACCAAGACUCUGGGAUCAAGGCUGUCUGUUUUGCUACUGAACAAAGUAUCGAUAAGUUUGUGGUGGAUCGUGAGGAAGAGAACGACAUUCUACUACAGUCCAUGUCUGAAAGCGAGCUUAAUGCGUAUGUUUGGACUCUGUUACUUAGGAAUGCCUUUCUCGGAAAGGAUUAUAUGAAACUAAGUUGUGGGGAGCUAUCUUCUAAGUCAUACGAAAAACUCAAAGAAAUCCUAAACAUUGCUGGUCGUAGUGCUCCAAAGUUAGACGGUAAAGGAUUCCUUAAAUAUUUAGGCACCGAAAUCCUUGCACAAGAAGACGGCGUCCUAAACACCCACAGCAAAAGGACAGGAGAUCUCCGGAAAUUAGAGUAUUGCUCCAAAGUGAUCCUCACAACCUAG
Messenger RNA from Acaulospora colombiana, 906 nucleotides. The record is from the annotation of a GenBank genome assembly. NCBI's taxonomy places the organism in Eukaryota, Fungi, Glomeromycota, Glomeromycetes, Diversisporales, Acaulosporaceae.